Zingiber officinale is the source of this 979-nucleotide messenger RNA. Its product is annotated as rhodanese-like domain-containing protein 9, chloroplastic. The coding region runs from base 124 to 783 and encodes 219 amino acids. The record is from RefSeq and is a predicted model, not a curated record. The transcript is spliced from 6 exons. Gene Ontology annotation, cellular component: chloroplast. Lineage: Eukaryota; Viridiplantae; Streptophyta; Magnoliopsida; Zingiberales; Zingiberaceae.
ACGCGGCAAGAGGUGAUUGGCCCGGUGGAUUAUCCUCGCCCUCUUGUUCCACCCCAUCCCGUCUCACGCGACCCGCACCAGUACUCAACCCCGGUCUGUCUGCUCCCGCAGCAAAGCGAAGAAAUGGCUGUUCUUGAAUUCUCCGUCACUUCGACUCCCAGGUUCUGGUUUUUGCAACACCGCAAGAGGGCGCCGGCGGCGGUGAGAGGCGAAGUGAGGUACGUGAACGGCGACGAGGCCAAGAAGCUGGUGAGCGAGGAAGGGUUCAAGAUUUUGGAUGUUCGCGACAGGAUCCAGUACGAGAGGGCGCACGUAGCCGGCCCCUGCUACCACGUCCCGCUCUUCAUCGAGAACAAGGACAACGACAUCGGCACCAUUAUAAAGAGGCAAGUGCACAACAAUUUCGCCGGCUUGUUCUUCGGGCUCGCGUUCACCAAACCGAACCCGGACUUCGUUCAAUCAGUAAAGAAACAGCUUCCAGAGGAUAGUAAACUGUUGGUGGUCUGCCAGGAAGGAUUGAGGUCAGCAGGAGCAGCCGACAAACUAGAUGAGGCAGGCUAUGACAAUAUUGCAUGUCUCACAUCUGGUCUUCAAUCACUAACACCAGGAACCUUUGAAUCUGUUGGUUCCACUGAGCUGCAAAAUGCAGGCAAGGCUGGUCUUGUGACCAUCCAAGGGAAGAUUUCUGCAGUUCUUGGAACUGUGCUAAUUUGUGCCUUUCUUUUUAUCACAUUCUUCCCUGAACAAGCUGAGAAGUUGCUUCAGAUGAGCCCUACGAGUUAGGUGCAACAGUUUUGCCAUUCAGUUUCUGAAUAGUCUUCAUUGUUCAGAUACGAUAAGUUCUUGAAGGUGGUGCUCUUUUUGGGUAAGGAUUCAAUGUAACCUCCUAAUGUUCUCGAGUCAUUACAUAACUAUGCAGAAUAGGGUUUAUGAAAGGAUUUGUCUUCCCUUGACAAUGAAUAUAGACUACAUUGGAUCA